AGACCGGUGUUGCCUUCAAGUACGCCAGGGUCAACUUUGAAGUGAUUUCCCCAGAGGCUGGUAAAAUGAUUUGUAUUUGUUUAUUCCAACAUGGACGGUUUACUGUAAAGUGGUGGCAACGGGGGCAAAAUAAGAUUUCCCACGCUAAAAUUAUGUUUUCGUAAGUUACAUACACGGAAGUUUCCCCGGCAACUACUUAUGUUAUUUAACACAAAAAUGGCCUCAACGAUAGCUUAUUGACGGCAAAUCUUACGUCACUGCCACAUAUCGCCAUCUUGGAUGGUGAGUUCAGGGGUGGAGCGCCGGUGUCGGACAUUGGAUUCUCAGGGGCGUUCCAGUCUCGUCUGGAAUUGGUUGAUGACUGUGUUUGGCCACACAGAGCACAAAGUCAUCAUCGUGGGUUUGGACAACGCGGGCAAGACGACCAUCCUCUACCAGUUUCUGACCAAGGAAGCCGUCCACACGUCGCCGACCGUGGGCAGCAACGUGGAGCAGCUGGUGGUGAGAAACACCCACUUUCUGGUGUGGGACAUCGGAGGCCAGUCCAACCUUCGCAGCAGCUGGUACGCCUACUACUGCAACACCGAGAUCGUCAUCCUGGUGGUGGACAGCACCGACCGCGCGCGACUCACCCUCACCAAAGACGAGCUGCACCGAAUGCUCGCCCAUGAGGACCUUCAAAACGCCGCCGUUCUUGUCCUGGCCAACAAACAGGACGUGAAAGGCUCCAUGACGGCGGCCGAGAUCUCACGCUGCCUCACGCUGGACGCCAUCACCACGCACACCUGGCAUGUCCAAGCCUGCUGCGGGCUGACUGGGGAAGGCCUCACUGCCUGUCUGGACUGGAUGAGGUCAAAGGUCGUGGCAAGCUGAAAAAACCCCUGAAAGUGGGAGUUCAAAGGUUACCAUGUCAGGAUUCCUUAACAGCACAGCACUGGAACACACGCUACCUCAGCAGUCCCCCAUACUCAUUAAAAGCUCCCCUUUUAUUAAGGAUGUCCCGAUCCGAUACAGAUAGCAAGUAUCGGAUGAUAUCAGCGUGCAUCUAAAAUCUCCCAUCUGCAUCUAAAUGUCAUCCAGUAUGCACAAGGGUUGGUCUUUGGUAGGCUAUAAGCUACUAAGAGCUAGCAGCUACACAACAGCUAAGCACACAAUAGCACUCAAGCUAGACACACAUAAUAAGUGUCCUUAAUUGAACAAUAUUGCAGCCUAAAACAGCAAAUUUCUCAAUACAAGCAAGUAGCAGCUACACAACAGCUAAGCACACAACAGCACUCAAGCUAGACACAUAAUAAGUGUCCUUAAUUAAACAAUAUUGCAGCCUAAAACAGCAAAUUUGUCAGUAUAAACAAGUAGCAGCUACACAACAGCUAAGCAUACAAUAGCACUCAAGCUAGACACACGUAUAAAGUGUCCUUAAUUGAAUAAUAUUGCAGCCUAAAACAGCACAUUUCUCAAUACAAGCAAGUGGCAGCUACACAACAGCUAAGCACACAAUAGCACUCAAUGUUAGCUUAGCUGUCAGGUUUUACUCUAUCUCUACCAAGGAGGGAGAAAAAAAUGUAUUAACUGAAGAAAAUAUGCCGUCAAUUAUGGAGUGCCAAAUGGGGAAAACAUUCAAUAAAUAAAUAAUGAAAUAAUAAAAAUUGAAUUUACUUAACGUAAAAUAUUGAAUUAUUAAAUUCUUGAUUUCAUGACAUAAUGAUUUAUUUAUUGAUUUUUAAUCAUAGUGUAGUACACUAUAAUAAUGAAAUAAUUAACUGAAUGAGUGAAUAAUUGAAUGUAAUUUUACAAAGUAUUUAAUUCCAAUUAUAAAGAAUUCAUAAGAAAUGUAAGUUAAUUUUCCUUUAUUUUGUCCAAUUUGGCCUCCAUAGUCAAUAAAAAUGUUUGCAAUUUAUUUAUUUUUCUGUGAUGAAAUCAUGAAAAUGGGCGCCUUGUAAUUUUUACAUUAAGUAAAUGAAUGACACAUUUCAUAACACAUUCAUGCAUUUAUUUUCAACAAUAAUUAAAUAGUAGUUAUUUAAAUAUGUAUUUAUUUAUUUUAUUUUGUCCAAUUUGGCCCUCCAUAGUCCAUCGAUCAAAAUGUUUGCAUUUUAUUUAUUUUUCUGUGAUUAACUCAUGGAAAUUGGCACGUUGUAGUUUUACAUUACGUAAAUUAACGACACAUUUAAUAACACAUUUAUACAUUUAAUUCCAAUUAUAACUAAAUAAUGACAAGUGUCAUUACUUAAAUAUGUAUUUAUUUAUUUUUCAUAUUUUGUCCAAUGGUCAAUGGAUUAAAAUUUUUGCAAUUUAUUUUUCUAUGAUCAACUCAUGGAAAUUAGCGCCUUGUACGUUUACAUUAGGUAAAUCAAUGACACAUUUAAUAACACAUUUAUACAUUUCAUUCUAUUUAUCAGUAAAUACUGACAAAUGUAACUAUUUAAAUAGGUAUUUAAUUUAUUUUGUCCAAUUAGUUCACCCAUCUCAAUUGUUAUUGAGUCCUGCAAUGAAUAAAUCGCACUUCAUUGCGUUUUGGUUGAAUAACGAAUUCAUGUAAUUAAAUCGAAAUAAUUUAAUUAACGGCUUGUAAAUUUAUAUAUUUAAUAAUUUAAGUAAUUGAAUGACACAUUUAACUAGAUGAGCAAUUCCUGAAGGAAUUGCGUGAGAAUGCUCCAAUGCUGAAGUUGAACUUCAAAAUGACUAAUUGUUGAAGUAGAGCACACAAUUCCUGAACAGGCUGAAUAUUUUGAAGUUGGAACGGUUUGAAUCGGAUAAAAAAAUGUGGGAGUUGUGGAACUUUGAAAAAUGUCCCAUACAAAUGCAGAGGACAAAUUUCACCACAUCUAGUGUGUGUGUGACAAUCAUUGGUACUUUAAUCUUAAUAAAAAAUCUUAAUUCUUUUCAAUGGGAAUUUCAUGGAAUUUUGGGAAAAGCGGGAUUUUUUUUGAAAAUGAAAAAUAUUUUUUUAAUAUUGUGAAUGAGUUGAAAUGGUUGGUGUUGGCAUUUUUCAAAUCGGUCGAGAAAUGUUUAAGUAGUAACAUUUUUAAUCGAGAAAUGGUAUUACGGAAUUCCUAGAAUUUCGGGAAAACCGGGACUUUUUACAGUUCAAAAAACGACUGUUUUUUUGUCCUGAUUAAGAGGAAUGUUUUGACGGUGGAACGGUUGAAAAAUGUGGAAGGGUGAAAAAAGGGUUUGAAAAAACGUAAAUUCCUGGAAAUUUUUUGAACUUGGAAAAAUUAUAGUUUGAAUUUCCAGGAUGAGUGGAAUGUGUUGAAGGUGGAAUAGUUUGAAUAGGUUGAAAAAUGUGAAAAUGGCCAAUUCAUUUUGAAUGGGAAAAAUGUCCCUGAAAACCUGGAAAUCUGGGAAUUUUUGCUCAUUUGUGGACUUUUAAAACAUAUUUUUCUUGUGUAAAUAAUGUAUGUAUAUACUUGCUAUAUUUGUAUUUUGUAUUGUGAUUGAAUGUCCCACAAGUGCCCUUACUUUAGCAUAGCUGCUAUAGUGACGUUGUGAAAAAUGGCCUUGUUAUGAAUAAAUGAUGCAAAAAUAA
Messenger RNA from Entelurus aequoreus (snake pipefish), 3529 nucleotides. Its product is annotated as ADP-ribosylation factor-like protein 5B. The record is from RefSeq and is a predicted model, not a curated record. Gene Ontology annotation, molecular function: GTPase activity; GTP binding. NCBI's taxonomy places the organism in Eukaryota, Metazoa, Chordata, Actinopteri, Syngnathiformes, Syngnathidae. Gene Ontology annotation, biological process: protein localization to Golgi membrane; intracellular protein transport; vesicle-mediated transport. The transcript is spliced from 8 exons. Gene Ontology annotation, cellular component: trans-Golgi network; cytoplasm. Bases 280 to 873 code for a protein of 197 amino acids.